GAAGUGAUUUAACCCUUUUACCGUUAAUCGCAUUUGGAAAGAAUAGAACCGUUGCAUCAUGACUAUAAUAGAUUAUGUACAAACUUUAUCCGAUAAUCCUUACUUUGGAGCUGGUUUUGGGCUUUUUGGGUUAGGUGCUGGAGCAGCUUUGUUACGGAAAGGAAUGCAAGCUGGAAUGAUAUUUUUUAGGCGACACUAUAUGAUCACCUUAGAAGUUCCAUGUCGAGAUAAAAGCUACCAAUGGGUUCUACAAUGGAUUACGAAUAAGGGUGCGAAGGAAACGCAACACCUUUCUGUCGAAACAAGCUUUGAGCAAAAAGAAACAGGUCACAUAAAAACUAGAUAUGAUUUUAUACCAAGUAUUGGAACACAUUUCAUUAGAUAUAAAGGGAAUUGGAUAAAGGUGGAACGAACCAGGGAACAACAAACUUUGGAUAUACAAAUGGGUAUACCAUGGGAAACUGUACAACUUACAGCUCUUGGAAGGGAUAAGAGUAUAUAUUUUAAUAUUUUAGAAGAGGCUAGGCAAAUGGCUUUAAAGGAGUUUGAGGGCAAAACAAUAAUGUAUACCGCGAUGGGAAGUGAAUGGCGGCAAUUUGGACAUGCUAGAAAACGAAGACCGCUGGACUCUGUUGUCUUAGACACAGGUGUUGCGGAAAGAAUAGUAAAUGAUUGUUGUGAAUUUAUAAAAAAUCCUUCGUGGUAUAGCGAUCGCGGAAUUCCAUACCGUCGAGGAUAUUUACUGUACGGCCCUCCGGGUUGCGGUAAAUCGUCUUUCAUUACUGCGUUGGCUGGUGAAUUGGAACGGGGUAUUUGUGUUUUAAAUCUGUCAGAGCGAGGCUUAACAGAUGAUAGACUAAAUCACUUAUUAGCGGUAGCUCCUCAACAAACUAUUAUACUUUUGGAAGAUAUCGAUGCCGCGUUUGCUAGUCGAGAAGAAAGUAAAGAAAUGAAAGCUGCAUAUGAUGGAUUAAACAGAGUUACGUUCAGUGGUUUAUUAAAUUGUUUGGACGGUGUUGCUUCUACCGAAGCAAGAAUUCUGUUCAUGACGACCAACUAUCUAGAAAGACUAGAUCCCGCGUUAGUUAGGCCGGGUAGGGUAGAUGUAAAGGAGUACAUAGGCUGGUGCAGCGCGAAACAAGUGGAACAAAUGUUUUUGAGAUUUUACAAAAAUAUCGACGGCAGGUCAGGUGAACUUGCCAAGGAAUUUACAAAAAUUGUGAUAUCACAAAAAAGGAACGUUAGCCCGGCACAAAUUCAAGGAUUUUUUAUGUUUCACAAAAACAAUCCUGCAGACGUACUGAAAAAUGUUUCAUAUAUAUGGGACGUUACGUGA
Messenger RNA from Habropoda laboriosa, 1336 nucleotides. RefSeq names its product mitochondrial chaperone BCS1 (gene Bcs1). Gene Ontology annotation, biological process: protein insertion into mitochondrial inner membrane from matrix; mitochondrial respiratory chain complex III assembly. Gene Ontology annotation, molecular function: ATP hydrolysis activity; ATP binding. Bases 59 to 1336 code for a protein of 425 amino acids. Lineage: Eukaryota; Metazoa; Arthropoda; Insecta; Hymenoptera; Apidae. The record is from RefSeq and is a predicted model, not a curated record. The transcript is spliced from 7 exons. Gene Ontology annotation, cellular component: mitochondrial inner membrane.